CAUCACAUGAUUGUUCUCUUGUGACAAUCUAGAGAGGAAAGGGCUUGAGUUCGUCUGAGUUACAACGUGCUUAGGCGACGCAGGAAUGUUUUGCUGGUGCUCAAGUGCCAACUAUUAAGAGAAGGGACAUGUAAUUAAGUUAAUUUAAGAGAAUUCCUGCUGCGUAGUGAACGUUGUGUUGUUUAUUUUUGGUAUUUACGCGUCGCGACGGAGGAAAGUUGGCGCAUGGAGAGGAACGAACUUUCAUUUUUGGCGCAGCGUCUGGUCUUUAUUUCGUUUUGUACGUCGCUAUUGUUUCUAUACCAGCGUCGUGUUGUUUUGUUGACGACAAACUGUGAGUAUCGUUGAGCGCACCUGGAGGGUCAUUCCUUUGAAGUUGAACAAGCAGAGCGGACAACUUGAGGACGUGUUACGUCGGCUGACAUGAUGGACAACAAACCCCUGAUUCAGGACAGACCUCCCGCCUACAACACUGUUCCCGGGGCUUACGAGUAUGGCCCGCAGCAGCACAGCUACGGGGCUAUCCCACCGCCAGUCCCGCCGCCCUACCAGUACCCAGACGGCGGCCAAGGGUACCCCCCGGCCCAAAUGGGUACGGCUGUAUCCCAGCAGCCCUACGCCGGGACCUACACAGUCAUCCAGCCCUCUGUGGUGGUGGUAGGAGGCUGUCCCGCCUGCAGAGUUGGCGUUUUAGAGGAUGACUUCACUUGCCUGGGAAUCCUCUGCGCCAUCUUCUUCUUUCCACUGGGCAUCCUAUUCUGUUUCGCCCUGCGUCAGAGACGCUGUCCCAACUGCGGCGCCACCUUCGGAUAGAACCAUAAAACACACCUUAAUGCACAAAGAAUCCAGUAUACAUAUACCGUUUUUUUUUGUUAUCUUACCUGCUUGCUUCGUGUCACAUGCAGAAAUACACAUUUAUACAUUCAGAAGAUAUUUUAGAGACAGUAUUUUCUGUCAAAACCUGUCAAUCAUGAGCUCUUCUGAUCAGAACCAGGAGUAGUGGCACUUUUUGGAACCACGUGAGGCUCGUGUGCAUCAGUGCUGCUGAUGAUCUCGGAUGGACAGCAAGGAAAUAAGGAUGUAGACAAACAACGGAUGCCUGCUUGCAGCUUUUUUUCUCCAUGUAUUAUUCCCGGGGGGCCAUAUUUGCACUGAUUCUUGUUGAUUCUACUCAAUUUUUUUUUUUUUUAACAAUUUUUGCUUCUCCAGGGCCAAAACGCAGCAGACCUCAGGUACUUUAAUCUCCAUCACUGUUUGACAUCUCUCAAGUGGACUCUUGAUGAUUAGAGCGGAGAAAUUAAAACAGAGAAAAAAAAUGGCUGGAUUUGUCUUAGCGGCCCUGACCCAUUCCUGUUGCUAUUAUUAAUAACCAAGACAAUCAAAACAUGUCUUUAUCGUCUUCCAUCCCUGCAAAGAUGUCCUAGAAAUAACAGAGAAGAACAUUUUGCUUUAGGAAACACUUUUUACGCACACAUGCACGAUCUCAUGAUUGAGCUUCUUACUUUUUAUAUACAGUAUACUAGUUUCUGUAUUAAAACAAGUGAUGCUACUAAA
Molecule: messenger RNA, 1554 nt
Organism: Doryrhamphus excisus (bluestripe pipefish)
Lineage: Eukaryota; Metazoa; Chordata; Actinopteri; Syngnathiformes; Syngnathidae
Gene: bri3
Product: brain protein I3
Source: RefSeq, a predicted model, not a curated record